AUGUCUCUCGUGGCGUCGGCCUUCGAUGCGACAGGGCAGUACUACGCGAGCGUGCAGGUGUCACUCGACUCGCACACUCUCAGGGUCCAGAGCUCCAGCGAUAUGGCCGAUGAUUUCUCCAAUGUGUAUCCGUUUGAGAAAGGUGUCAAGAUCCGAGCUCUCACAUGGAUCCAGACCCCUUCAGAGGUGUCGAAGGGUGUCAAAAAGAGACGGAUGGACGCCUCUUUGGAAGACCAGCUGAUAGCACUCUGUUUGGAAAACGGCGCUGUUCAUAUAUAUUCUCCAAGCAGAAACGAGAUUGUUCACAAGCUAGCUACUUCUAACCACAUAACCACCUCAGACUUCCACCACAAUGCGCAUUCCAACGUGGCGUACAGUUGCGAUAUACAAGGAAAUCUGUACGAGUUUAACCUCAAAAGCUGGCAGCUUUCCAAGACACAUAGACCAUUGAGCGAAGAGACCACCCUGACUCGUCUGGCAACAGCAGUAUACAACGAUCAGCCACAUCUUGUUCUUUGCUCGCACUCCACGUACUUGGUGGAUCCCGCUGACAACUUUGCGGUUGUCAAGACUCUUCCCGGACACGUUUCUCCUAUACAUACGGUUCUCAACUAUGGUGAUGAUAUAAUUUUCACUGCUGCGCAGGGCGAUCGGUUCAUUAAUGCCAUUUCCAUUUCAAAGGGCACCACCGUCGGAGUCCUGGUUGCCGAGGAGCCUGUUUUGUCGAUAGCGAUUGCGGACAAUGGGUUUGAUAUGGCUAUGUUGGCUGCUACCACCGAGUCGGGAGCCAUUGAAAUAUUCAACAGUCCACUCCAGAAACAGGAGAAAACCGCUGAAUCCGCCAGCUCGCCGUACAAGCGCAAGAAGAAAACAGUCAACACACAGAAAAGCGACGCCAAGAUCACUGUCGCUCGGCCUGCGUCAGAGGUUGCAGAAAACCUUCCAAUUCAGGGCGUUUCUAUAGGCCAAAAGCACCUCACUUUGACUUGGCUUGAGGAUUCUAGCGUUCCAUUUUUUGAUGCUAUUGACUGGUGGGUCUUAGCGGAAGAUGGGACGAAGAAUUACAAAAUAGACGAGGACGUCAAGCUGGAAAAGCCAAAGCCUAAUCUCAAAUUUUCUCAGUUUUCCAAGUAUGGCCACGACAUUGCCGCUCCAAAAACUUACAACGAGAGCAACGCGGUAGUGUCGUCGGGAGACAACCUAAGAGAUCUUGAAACUGCCGAGGAGGAUGACGAAGACGAGAUUUCUCUCGCAGAGAGGCUGCGAGCCAUACAAACGAACGGCCACGGAAAUGCUGCUGAGAAAACCGGAAGAGCCUCGACGGGAACUUUGACAACUGUGUUGUCGCAGGCACUCAAGUCGAACGACCAUUCUCUCCUGGAAAGCGUGCUGAACAACAAGGACGAGACGGUGAUCCGCAACACUAUCUUAAAGCUGGACUCGAUCUAUGUUGGCCCGCUUUUGGACAGGCUGGCAGAGAAGAUUGCCCGGAACACCAAUAGACAGACAAAUUUGGCCUACUGGGUCAAGCACAUUUUGAUAUUCCAUGGCGGAUCGCUACAGAAUUCGCCCAGCUUGAACUUGCUGGCUACCACAAUGAAAAGAAAAGCAGGAAAUUUAGACAGACUUUUAGAGCUCAGAGGCAAGCUAAGCAUGAUGACAGACAGACUCGAGCUCAAACGAGAGCUGGUAGGCCUCGAGACUCGCGACGAGGACGAGGAAGACGCGGACGUUGAGUACAUUGAGGAGCUGGACGACGCGGGUCUGCUGAGCAGCGAGGAGGAAGAAGAGGACGACGAGGACGUCGACGAGGACGAGGAUGACGCAAUGGCAGAGGAAGACGUCUCAGACGACCAGAAUAGUGACCUGGAAGUCGAAUCGAACGGGAGAAAAAUAGACCUUAGCGACUCUGAGGAGUCGUCGUAA
Messenger RNA from Ogataea angusta, 1926 nucleotides. RefSeq lists its product as uncharacterized. The transcript has a single exon. NCBI's taxonomy places the organism in Eukaryota, Fungi, Ascomycota, Pichiomycetes, Pichiales, Pichiaceae. Gene Ontology annotation, cellular component: nucleolus. The record is from RefSeq and is a predicted model, not a curated record. Gene Ontology annotation, molecular function: protein binding. Bases 1 to 1926 code for a protein of 641 amino acids. Gene Ontology annotation, biological process: maturation of SSU-rRNA from tricistronic rRNA transcript (SSU-rRNA, 5.8S rRNA, LSU-rRNA).